UAAGUAAUUAUACUGACUAACGCACGUGCUUCCGACUAUGCGAUUGGUGGGGAACACCCACUCCACUCGCCCCACUCUAACGGACAUGAUAAAAGGGCCGGGUAGCACGAGCGUUCGUCAGUGUGCGACGAGAAGUCAAAGUGUAAAGAACUUUGUAAAAGUGUAAUAAAGUGUGUGAAACUACAAGGAGUCUCAUUCCAGCAAGAUCCCUUUCAGUUCAGAAAGCGGGAUAACAUUGAGAUCGUGUUAUUAUCACACUCAAUGUAAGAACAUAACGCCCAAAAAGGGAAUCAUGGACAAACGAAGACGCAAAAGAAAAUCGGGCAGCCCUUUGACGAAUGAACCUGAAUCUUCUGUACGGGAUUCACGGUCACAGCAGCGUCACCGCAGCCCAGUAAGCAGCAAUGACUCGCCUGAUAGCGAGUUCGAGUCUCCUGUGCGCAAAUCACGUCGCGUUCAUCGGCGUGAUGACUCCAGAGGGCGUCAUCAUAGAAAACGACACCGACGCAGACAUCGCUCGAAAGGUUCUUCACGGAGAAGUCGCCGCGACAGCACCAGCGAGGUGGACCAGCCGGGCGCCCCGGAGCCGAAGGACAACCGCGAACAAGAACCAGGCGCAGCUGCUCCACAGCCUACCACAGUGAGUGCACCUUGUCCUAGUACUUCUGAUUCUAACGUUUUAGUUAAUGCAUUCAAAGACCUGAUACAAACUAUGAAAACAGAUAGCGGUAGUGAAAGAUAUCCAUCACUAAAUGUAAUUCCAGAAUUCGAUCCUUCAAAACGAAACCAAACAGUUGAUAUGUGGAUCAGUAAGGUUAACGAAUGUGCUCAAAUUUAUAAUUGGACAGAAAGACAAACCAUUCAUUACGCGUUACCUAAAUUAACUGGUUUAGCGCAGAAAUGGUAUCAAGGCUUGCCUAGUUUAUUGUUUUCCUGGUCUGAAUGGCAAAAUAAAUUAAAAUUGGCCUUUCCAAGUGACGAGAAUUAUGCUCAAUUGUUGACAGAGAUGCUUGCUUGUAAAGCCAGGUUUGGCGAAUCAUUAGAAGAAUAUUUUUAUGAAAAGAUGGUUCUAUUAAAUCGCUGUAAAAUCUCUGGAAAGAAUGCAACUGAUUGUAUACUGUUCGGUAUAGAUGACAGAUCCGUGAGAACUAGCGCUGAAGCAGCUCAAUUCACGGAACCAGAUAAAUUACUUGUUUAUCUUAGAAAUGUUAGAGUACCUAAAAGAACAGAUAAGUCAAUCACACCUUUACAACCAAGCAACUCUGAACCAAAACGUCAGAAAUUUGUUAAAAAUGUUAGUAACUCUAAGCCUACCAAAUGCUAUAAUUGUGGUGUAGAAGGACACCCUUACUAUAGAUGUGAGCAGCCAAUCAAGCGGUGUGACACAUGUCACAAAGUUGGUCAUUUAACUAACGACUGCCCAAAUAAAAGUGGAACACAAAAAAGUAACACGGUUUUACGCAUAUCUAAAGAGCAAGAUAAUGAUUCUAAAUAUUUUAAAUUAGCCUCGGUAAAUGGUCAGAAUCUAAACUCUUUUAUAGAUUUUGGAAGUCAAUGUACCAUGAUACAGGAGUCCAUUGCUAAAACCUUAGUUGAUUCUUGGUCAGUAUCUGAUUUGCCCAUUUUAAGAGGGUUUGGUGAUAGUGUUGUAAAUUGUUUGGGGAGAUGUGAGGUUGAGAUUGAAGUCGAUUCAGCUAAAGCCACAGUGGAAGCACUUAUCGUACCCGAUAAGUUGCUGCGCGUACCAAUUCUUCUCGGACAAACGUUUACAGAGCAAGAUCAUGUAGUAGUUUACAAAACUAAAAACAAACUUAAAAUUACGUCAGAUUCAUUAAAAACGAUUGAACUGUACGUAUCAAAUCCUGUUUAUAUUAAUAAAUAUACAGAAGUUGAUGUUUACUCUAAACCUGAAUACACUGGAGAUUUAUUUAUUGAACCUGGCUUAUGUCAACAUCAUCAAAGGCAAUAUCAAUCAAUUCAAAGUGUAAUAAGACUGAACAAAGGACAAGGCAAAAUCAUAAUUAAAGGCCUUGCACCUUCAGAGUUUGAAUUAGUUAAAGAUACUUUGAUAGUUCGAGCAUUGCCUUUAAAUGAGCUAGAGAUAUUAGAUGUAAACAGAGUCGAACAUAAUAUUCAAAAUAAACCUGAGAUUUCGCGUAUUGAUUCUACUAUGAUGCAUAUUGAUGAUAGUAUUGAGCCAGAGUACAAGGAACAACUUAUAAAUAUGCUUAAUGAAUACAGAGACUGUUUUGCAUUUUCGGUUAGGGAAUUAGGAUGCGUCAGUGGUGCUGAAAUGGAAAUCAAUCUCAACGACACCUCUCCCGUUGUCUAUAGGCCCUAUCGUUUAUCUAAUACCGAACGCGAAGUGGUGCGAAAUAUGGUCCAAGAGAUGGAAGAUUCCGGUAUUAUACAACAAUCUUCAUCGAACUAUGCGUCACCAAUUAUUCUUAUUCGUAAGAAAACUGGUGACUAUCGGCUUUGCGUGGAUUUUAGAGCAUUGAAUAAAAAAACUAUUAAGGAACAUUACCCCCUUCCACGAAUAGACGAUCAACUAGACAAUCUAUCUGGUCAUAGAUACUACACAUCCUUGGAUCUUGCGUCUGGUUAUUAUCAGAUCCCCAUGGAAAAUGCAUCUAAGCGUUUAACAGCUUUCAUAACUCCGGACGGUAUACCGGUCACAUCUAACGUCAGCAUUGCUGUUUAUCAUUGUACGCUGCGAGAGAUAGCGACAAAACGAUUGUUCUUGAAAAGCCACGAAGAUAAAGCGAGCACGCGAGACUGCCCGCCGGGCAGCCAGGGCUGCCAAGCGGCUGCCAGCGCUGUCUUUAAACACGUCCAGCAAGAAGCAGCCCUAGAUGAGACGCCAUCCAUCAGCCACUCACUGAUAUUCAGCUACAUUUGCAUUCUGCAGCGAGCCCGAGGUCUAAAGGUUGAUUCAUGA
This is a messenger RNA of Ostrinia nubilalis (European corn borer), 2941 nucleotides long. RefSeq lists its product as uncharacterized. Gene Ontology annotation, molecular function: zinc ion binding; nucleic acid binding. The transcript has 4 exons. Lineage: Eukaryota; Metazoa; Arthropoda; Insecta; Lepidoptera; Crambidae. The record is from RefSeq and is a predicted model, not a curated record. The coding region runs from base 293 to 2941 and encodes 882 amino acids.